Messenger RNA from Penaeus indicus, 1149 nucleotides. RefSeq lists its product as uncharacterized. The record is from RefSeq and is a predicted model, not a curated record. The transcript is spliced from 6 exons. The coding region runs from base 1 to 720 and encodes 239 amino acids. Lineage: Eukaryota; Metazoa; Arthropoda; Malacostraca; Decapoda; Penaeidae.
AUGAAGGCCGCCGAGACCAACCGCGAGAGGUUCGCCAUCAACAAGUCCUACAGUAUCGAGCUCUUUAGUUUCUCCCGAGAGCUUGCAGGAGCUUUGUUUGAUGAUCUUAUCGCCUUCUUCCAGGGCAGCUUCCUAUAUUAUGUCACUGAAGUGUUUGUUGAUUUGGUCAAUGUUGAGAUCCUCGUCGCUGAUAAGAGUAUAUAUGUUUUGGAUUUUAAGGUUAAAUUCUGUCGCUCUGGUCUUCAAGUGAUCGGGCGAGUGGACGGCUACCUGCUUCCGGAACUGACGGAGGCUCAGCUAGCCCGGAAGAUCGCCUGCUGCCGCGACCUGCUCAAAGUGCUCGACGUGCUGGAUCCGGGCAUCUCGAGACUUAGAGGCCUGACUUUAUACGAACUCCACGCGCCCCUCCUGAUCACUGCCAACCGAGCCUUCCAGGAAACCACCCUCAGGAAGUCGCAGUUCCUCGAGAAGUUGCACGAGGCCGAAGGGUACCUGGAGAGGACGGUGUAUUGCCUGCAGUUCGAGCCCAAUUCGUCGGUGGAGGGGCAGAUCUGCAAGAUCGCCCGAGGGUCCCUGGUAGAGCUCAAGACGUGGAUCCAGACAGUGAAGGAACUGCCCGUCUCGCAUUUCCUGCCUGAGGAAGAGGAGGAAACGAAGCCACAGUACACCGAGGAGGACCUGACUCUCGAGACGCUGCUGAAGAAACUGGAGGAGCAGUGAAGGAGGUGGAGGAGGAGAUUAUCCCAAGAAACAAGAAGCUGAUGAAAGACAUUUGACUGAACGGAUGAAUAAAUGAAUAAGGAGAUAAAUAAAUAAAUAGAUAACUGGGUAGAUAGAUAGAUGAAUAAAUAGGUAAAUGUAUAAAUAGAUAGAUAGAUGGGUAAUUAGAUCAAAUGAUGAAUAAAGAAAUACGUGAAUUAAUUAGAAAUAAAAGAAAAGGAAGAAGGAACUGCAGAAAAACACAGAAGAGGAAAUAAAUAAUAAUAAUAAAAAAUAAAUAAGCGAAUCGAAAAAUAUUUUUAAAAUGUUUUUUUUUUACGUAGUAGUAGAUAAACACGAAAUAAUGAUAACAAUAAUAAAACAUCAAAUAAAAGUAGAAGAUUGUAUUUAAUUUCCAUAUUUUUUACCGAAGAAGAAGAAGAAAAGAAA